AUGUCCACUCCAGCAGACCUUCAGGCUCUGUUUGCCAAUAUCAAGCCAAGGCCUUCGCCAAACAAUGCAUCCAACCUCCCGAGUUCCGAAGCUCAGAGCCAUCGCCAUAAUGGCUCUUCAUCGGGUGAAUUUCCUUUUCCAUCUUCAACCGGCUUGUUCCAAGCUACUGUGUCGUCGCCGCUCUACAGCCCGCAGUAUACGGGCACGCCUCCACAUCACGCUUCUGAUGUCAUCAGUCCCAACGUUCAGACGCCACGUAAUAACACUCAGAGCCCGCAGCAGCAGUCACUGAACGCGGAUCGCACUGCCAAUUUGUUGAGCUUGCUCAAGUUCAGCCCGGCUUCGCAGAAUGUAUCCGCUCCAAAAAAAUCCAUAGCGGAAACGGUCGCUCCUGAAGAACCACAAGAUGAUGCGCCUGUUGGUACCACCCAAGGCGGCCAUGGAAGGGGAAUAUCUGCGUCUGAUAUCGUGGCUUCGUUCAUGGGGAAACCAACUACCUCCACAUCUGCUGCUACUGGGUUAAUGUCCAGUGGUCUUGCUGCUGCCCAACCUUCCGAUCGGCCAGUUACAACAUCACCUCCUGCCGACAAUGCCCAAGAUAUGCUCUUGAAGCUAUUAAAUCUCUCCAAACCCCAGACGUCUCAGUCGGAGCAGUCCGUAACUGCGGUGGCCGGUACGAGAUCAUCUGAAGCUUCUGCUACUUCCCGAGAGCGUUCUGCUGAUGCGGGGCCUAAGUUUCCAGAGGAACGUAGAGCGUCGCCAAUGAGAUUAUUCGGGUCGGGCGAAAGUCGUGAAACCACUCCCUUUGAGCCCCCUAUCCAUACACAGCGAAAGGAUUCUAUUUUCACUUACGUUAAUCCUUUCGAACAACUUGCGGCGGCAUCUCCCCGCAACCGAACGCCCCAAGGAAGCCGGUCACGAGCGCUACCUGGAGCAAGCCCUGCACCUGAUAUCGCUAACGCAAAGAAAAAUGGGGUACCAGGUCUCAUUCAGGUUAAUGGCCAGCGAAAACGGUCAGAGCCAUCCGGGGACAUUCCUGUUUCGUCCUCGCCCUUGGAAACGGACGACAACGCGGUAAUUACGCCCGGUCCGGAUGCCUCUGAAGAGUCCAUGGGUCCUGAUCAGAAAAAGGUGAAAAUCAAAAAGGAAACCGUUCCUGAGGCACUUGGGGAGGUUGCUGGACAGGUUGAUAAAGAAGUCGAGGAUGCCUUAGCGAGGGUUGCCGCUGAAGAAGUUGCCCACAUUAAACAAGAAGUCGAGGAGGAAAGUUCUAAGGCAGUUUUGAACGCACUGGCGGAGAAAUUUGAACAGACUGCCCUUGAUGCUCAGGAAGAGCUGGAGAAAGAUAUUAGCAUUGAAGUUACACCCAAGAGCUCACCUCCGGUUGCCUCAAACUUAAAGGAGUCUGCCGACGAUACUAAUGGUGCUAUUGUGGACUCGUGGGAAUCCGAGACUGAACGAGUUAUCCCUGUGUAUAAUUUUCCGUUGAAGCCGUUCAUGUCGAUCACCUGGAAGGGAAAUACUGAAAACAUCUUCUCACUUCGGAGUGAUGGGAUAAUGGAUAUCGCCCGUCUCAAGAAGGAUUUCGACCAAUUGGAUCGUUCGCUCACUUCGGCUACUUCCGAUUACAUCGUUUACGCUUUGGCGAAGAAUGGUGGCAUGAGAAUAGUCCGGCAGGACGAUGGGCAAGAUAGACAAGUAUUCCGAUCUACCAAUGAUCGGGUUUUCAACGUCUCUCUAUCGACCACAGCACCAGGCUCCUCAACUGCGAAGGAGCAAGCUGUCAUGGGCAUCGGUGUUAGCGGUGCUGUCUACUGGGCGACUAUAUCCAAGGCAGAUAACAACCUCUUUGAGAAGGAUGCGUUGGAACGCGACAGCCUGAUUUUUCCACCAUUUCCCUCCUCAGAUGAAAAUACCUCUGGUGGUCAGCUGAAAACACGGGCUAGACGGAGCUCCCGUCAUCCUGAAUUUUUCGCAAUCGGUCGCGGCAAAUUCAUCCAUAUCGUAUGGCCUCAUUUUGCCAUAUCUCCGAAGUAUGGCGUAACAAAAACGCAUCGUGAAGUCGAUACUGAAAAGUUUUUCAAAGAAAAGUCGGUGAAGAUCGCUACUGGCAAGGCCGGGAAGGACUUUAUUUUCAGCGACGAUGAUACAGUUAUCGUCUCACUUGACAAAACUGGAAGGAUGAGAUUCUGGGAUAUUCGUGAUGUAGCCGAUUUUCCGCAUGCCAAUACCUCGAAAUUGCCAGCUGAUAUUCGAGUGCCACUUUUGACACUUGUCACUGGUUCGCCUAUGGAGAAGUCGUGGCCUACGUCUGUUUUAUUCAUCGACAAAUUACGGCCGUAUACGAAAGCAUCAGCUCUACGCUAUGUUCUUGUCGGUUUGAAACAGAACCACACACUUCAGCUCUGGGAUAUUGGGCUGGGAAAGGCAGUCCAGGAAUUGAAAUUUCCCCACGAUAAUGAGUCCGACGCCAUAUGCAGUGUUGCAUAUCAUCCCGGUUCCGGAAUUAUAGUUGUUGGACACCCUACGCGCAAUUCUAUUUACUUCGUCCACUUGUCUGCUCCGAGAUACUCCCUCCCACUGAUGUCGCAGGCCAUGUAUAUUCAGCGGGUAGCCGAGAAGGAUGAAAGGUUGCCAAAACCGGAGUCAACAGCUUGUAUGAGUGGAAUCCGCGAGUUGUCCUUUGGAAGCAAAGGGCAACUUAGGAGCCUUGAUCUCCUACCACUUACUCGACCGUCUGUUUCACAUCGUGGUAUGGACGAAGAAGCAGGCUUAUUCGAGUUGUAUGUCAUGCACUCUCUUGGGGUUACCUGCCUUAACAUAAGGAAGUCGGACCUUGGGUGGAGCAGCGACAACAAAAUCAUCGACCCUGUGGAUUCCCUAAAAGAAGGCUUCAUUGAAGUUAAUGCCCUGCAGAGCUUCCCUCCCCAAGUCGAUGAACAGUCGACUAACGGAGAUGUAGCUCCAAAGGGUGUUCCGAAAGGGAAGGAACCGGCCAAAAAGGCAACCGGCCCUGGACAGGAAUCAGUUGUUGGAGUCGAAUCGUCCCGCAACCAGUCGCCUUCAAAGCAACCACCGAAGAAGAAGACAGGCGACUCUGUCUCUACUUCUGAUCAACACGAUCAAGCGGCCGCUUCUACGGACAAGAGUGAGAAGCGGAAGAAGAAGAAAGCCGAUAACGGGAAGCCGAAAGAAAUUUCGAAUAAGGAGGCGGAUCAGAGUCAGCUUGAAAUUCCGCAGUCUGUGUUGGCAACCGAAACUCACGGUUCGUUCGCCACAGGGGCUUCUAUUGAUAAUGGGCCGGCGGAGGCGAUUAAUAUAGGAGUGUCGUCUGACUUCCUAAACAAGGAAGUAAAGAAAAUCGAGAAAGCAGUUUCUACAGAGUUUACGAAAUGCCUAAAUCGCGAACUCGAUGCGCUGUACGUUCGUUUUGACCAAGAUCGUCGUUCGCAGGAACAGGCAGCCACAGCGAAGCAAGAUGCAGUGUUACGCCUUGUCUCGUCAACCCUAUCUGACAACGUGGAGAAAAACCUGUCCCGUAUUAUUGCCAACAAUGUCCAGUCGAUGGUAGUUCCAGCACUCAUUGAAUCUACCGAAAAAUCAAUGGACCAGAAAAUAAAAGAAGGGUUUAGCCGACAACUCGAUUUGAUAGCGUCACCCGUUAUCAGGGAAAUUCUCCCUGUUGCCGUACAGCGAGCAAUGUCUAAUGAAAAUAUGCAUCUCCGCAUCUCUGAAUUGAUUUCUACUUCCCUUUCUAAUCGUGUUGAGAGAGAUAUCUCCAAGGUUCUCCACGAGAAGAUCGUCCCGUCAUUCAAAGAUGAAUCCAUCCAACAAGCGAGAAUUAUAACAAAGGAAGUUGAGCGGCAGUUUGUUGGCCAAAUGAAGCAGUAUGAGCUCAGACAGCAGAAUGACAGUGCCAAAAUCGAUCAACUCACGAUGCUUGUCCGCUCCCUAUCGGAGACUGUUUCGACUAUGGCAGCUGCCCAGUCUCAAUUCCAAAAAGAGAUUUUAAACCUCAACCGUCAGCUUGGAGUUAAAGCAGAAUUGCCUGAGACGUCGUCUGCUACGAAUCCUGUUCGAGGGGUUCCUCCACCAGAGCCAUCCCCAGAAGAAGCUGAGCUGCAGGAAAUCAGCGAACUACUGAAUACCGGAAGGUAUGAAGAAGGUUCUAUAAGAUGGAUCCAAUCAUCUCAACAAGCAGACCUUUUCAGCAAUCUCGCCGCCGUGACAUCGUCUUUUGAAACAAAUGUGAUGGAUCGUCUCAACUGGCUCGAGCGUGUUUUCCAGACUGUCAAAGUUAGAGACCCGGAGAUCUACGAAGUUGCUCCGAAAAUCAUGACUGUUCUUAUCCAACGACUUGAAGCUCUUUAUAUGGCCAUUGCAGAAAACACUCCCCAUGACCCCGUUUUGCGGCGGAUUCCACGUUUAACUCGCUGGGCUAGAGACCUUCAAGAAUACAACCAGUGA
Messenger RNA from Histoplasma mississippiense, 4467 nucleotides. RefSeq lists its product with no specific name. The transcript has 4 exons. The record is from RefSeq and is a predicted model, not a curated record. The coding region runs from base 1 to 4467 and encodes 1488 amino acids. Lineage: Eukaryota; Fungi; Ascomycota; Eurotiomycetes; Onygenales; Ajellomycetaceae. Gene Ontology annotation, biological process: deadenylation-independent decapping of nuclear-transcribed mRNA. Gene Ontology annotation, cellular component: P-body. Gene Ontology annotation, molecular function: protein binding.